AUGGAAACUAAAAAUCAACACAAGCAAAUUCAGACCCAAUCAGAAAUCGGCCCAACAGAAAGAGAACACUGCAGAAAAUUCCAACUAAGAGAAAAGGCAAACAAAGGGGCACUCAUACCACACAAAGACUGCGUAAAAUACCUAGGAGUAAACAUAAACUUCAAAUUAAACUACAAGCAGCACACCGAACCUCAACUUGCUAAGGCCAAUAAAGCAUCUUGGAGAAUAAAAAAACUAUUCUACUCCAAACAUCUCGACAGCAAAAAUCGAGACACAAAAGGGACAUGGAAAGAAAUAGAGGAAAGAGUAGAUGGAAGAGAAGAGGAAGUAACGAUCAUAGGAGGAGAUUGGAAUGCAAGAACGGGAGAAGAGGGAGGACUGAUAAACGAGAAACUAGGAAAAGAGAAAAGCAGGAGAUCGAAAGACAAGACAAUAAAUACGGAAGGAAGAAUUCUAUUAAAGUAUCUGGACGAAAGAGGCUGGACGAUAAUUAAUGGUCGAUGCAAAGAAGGAGAGAUGUGGGGGAGAGAGGAAACUCGGUAAUAGAUUGGCAAUGUGGUGGUUGGCAAUCAGGAGGCGAUAGAAGAAAUAAUAGACAUGAUGGUAGGAAAAAGAAUAAAGUCAGAGCACAUGCCGUUGGAAAUAGAAAUAGAGGGACCAGAGAUACAAAGAGAUGAGGAAAGAAAAGAAGAAGAGAAGGAGAGGAGGGAAUGGACAAACGAAAGUGUGGGAAGAUAUUUAGAGGAGUGUAAAGACUGGGCAUGGGAAGAACAGUAG
Bombus impatiens (common eastern bumble bee) is the source of this 777-nucleotide messenger RNA. RefSeq lists its product as uncharacterized. Lineage: Eukaryota; Metazoa; Arthropoda; Insecta; Hymenoptera; Apidae. The record is from RefSeq and is a predicted model, not a curated record. The transcript has 2 exons.